Molecule: messenger RNA, 648 nt
Organism: Drosophila nasuta
Lineage: Eukaryota; Metazoa; Arthropoda; Insecta; Diptera; Drosophilidae
Product: heterogeneous nuclear ribonucleoprotein A/B
Exons: 2
Coding region: 104-466 (120 amino acids)
Source: RefSeq, a predicted model, not a curated record
AAUCCGUAACGAGCAACAGUCAUCACACAGCGUUGUUCCAGUGUUUAACUUCACUGCACCCAAUUCCAUUCUCAGGACUAACAAAAAAUUUGAAUACAAAAAUAUGAACUGCGUUGCCGUUUUUGUUUUCAUCGCAUCCCUGGCCGCGUGCUCCGCAGAUGUUUCCCAUUUGUCGUUAUCCCGUAGCUAUUUGCCACCCCUGAGCGUUGCCAGCGGCUAUGCCUACUCAUCGUAUCCCUCGUAUUCGGGUAGCGCAUAUUCCGGUAGUAACUACUACUCGGGAUCUGGAGGUGUCGGCUCUGGUUAUGGUGCUCCACUAGCCACGUCCGGAUACAACAGCUAUGCUUAUAACAAUGGGUAUAACAACUAUGCCACGCCCUCUCGCGCCUAUCUGCCAGUUGCCACAAACUAUGGCUACAAUGGCCUGGACACCAAAUACGCUGCCAAUGGUGGCUAUAUCUAUUAAUAUUGGAUCAGCACUGUCGAUGAAAUCCUUAACCUACAAGAAGUGCCACAAAUAACACGUUCGCAUGUAAUUUAACAUUUUUUUUUUGUAUAACUGUAGAUAUGAACAUUUAACUUUGUAUAUUAACGCCUAAUUGCCAAUAUUAUUAACAAAUAUAUUCGAGAAAUUCAAUAACAAAACAA